ACUAUAGUAAUGCCGUCCGGCGCCGCCUGCUACCAGAUUGGUUUGUUGAAGACGUCCUGGUAAUGGAGCUUGGUGUGCAGCAUGUCGUCCGGAGACAUGUUGGAGAUGAACAGAGGGGGGAUCAGCGCGCCCGCCACCGACCUGCCCUCGGAAUUGAGGAAGUUGAAGGUGGAGCAAGCAUGCUCGGUGGGCAGCACCUCCACGUUGAGGCCGGCGGCGGCCGCCGCGCGACGGACGCGGUCCGCGCGCUCGCGGUGCUUCGCUUCCAGACCUAUCACGAGUAGGUCUAUCUUGGGCACGAGCAGCUUGAACAGCAUCAGCGACUGCUGCGUCACCUCGGCCGCCUCCGUCACCUGCCACGACAUCACCGUCCUGGGGAAUAUGGCCAUGGGCCCCAACACUGUAAGCCCGUUGUUCAGCUUGAACCCAUACGUGGCGUAUGUGUCAAUCAUAAGUCCCGCAUCCUCCUCCUGGUUGAUAACUCGCACUGUGGUCUUCCCGUCCCCCUCAUACGCUGCUUUACUGCGCACUGCACUCACUACAGGACUUGCAUGUUUCAGUAACUUCGCUCGAGCUAUCGUACUCGCCAACAUUGUAAUAUUGUGGCUCGACUGAUUAUACUUUAACUUCCAUUAAUUCCUGUCUUCUAAUAACUUAAUAUUACAGUAAAUAUUCCGCCGACAAACAGUAUGAAUAUCAGCUGUUGUUUUU
Messenger RNA from Spodoptera exigua (beet armyworm), 711 nucleotides. The record is from the annotation of a GenBank genome assembly. Lineage: Eukaryota; Metazoa; Arthropoda; Insecta; Lepidoptera; Noctuidae.